This is a messenger RNA of Nothoprocta perdicaria, 648 nucleotides long. RefSeq names its product ras homolog family member D (gene RHOD). Gene Ontology annotation, molecular function: GTPase activity; GTP binding. The record is from RefSeq and is a predicted model, not a curated record. The transcript has 5 exons. The coding region runs from base 1 to 648 and encodes 215 amino acids. Gene Ontology annotation, biological process: small GTPase-mediated signal transduction; cell migration. NCBI's taxonomy places the organism in Eukaryota, Metazoa, Chordata, Aves, Tinamiformes, Tinamidae.
AUGACGCAGGAAGGCGGCGGGCAGGGCCCGGCGCCGGCGCCGCCGGCCGGGCGCAAGGAGACCGAGAUCAAAGCCGUCAUCGUGGGCGACGGCGGCUGCGGCAAGACCUCGCUGCUCAUGGUCUUCGCCAGGGGGGACUUCCCCAAGGUCUACGUCCCCACAGUGUUUGAGAAGUACACAGCCUCCUUCCAGGUUGGCGGCAAGCCCGUGAAGAUCCACCUCUGGGACACGGCAGGACAGGAAGAUUAUGACAGGCUUCGCCCACUGUCUUACUCAGACGCCAAUGUUAUCCUCAUGUGCUUUGAUGUCACCAACCCCAGCAGCUACGACAACAUCCUCACGAAGUGGUGCCCGGAGGUGAGCCACUUCUGCAAGGGCGUCCCCGUGGUGCUCGUGGGCUGCAAGACGGACCUGCGGAAGGACCGGGCCGUGCUGCGCCGCCUCCACGAGGACCGCCUGGAGCCCAUCACCUACCAACGGGGGGAGGCCAUGGCCCGCCUGGUGCGCGCCGCGUCCUACUUCGAGUGCUCGGCCAAGUACCAGGAGAACAUCUCGUCCAUCUUCACGGCGGCGUGCGGCGCCGCGCUGGGCGCCGCGCGGAGGAGCCCGCGCCGCCGGCGGCCCAAGCGGGGCUGCAGCGUCUGCUGA